Molecule: messenger RNA, 890 nt
Organism: Limulus polyphemus (Atlantic horseshoe crab)
Lineage: Eukaryota; Metazoa; Arthropoda; Merostomata; Xiphosura; Limulidae
Product: methionine adenosyltransferase 2 subunit beta-like
Exons: 3
Biological process (GO): S-adenosylmethionine biosynthetic process
Cellular component (GO): methionine adenosyltransferase complex
Molecular function (GO): methionine adenosyltransferase regulator activity
Source: RefSeq, a predicted model, not a curated record
UGUGUGUUUUUGUUUUUCAGAUCAAGAAGGAAUUUCUUUUUUCUUUAUCAGUACUGACUAUGUGUUUGAUGGUAGUAAUCCUCCUUACAAGGAGACAGACAAGACUAACCCACUUAAUAAGUAUGGAAAGACAAAAGUUCAGGCUGAAGAAACUAUACUUGCAGCAAACCCAGAUGCUUGUAUCUUGAGGAUUCCUGUUCUUUAUGGAGAUGAAGAGUUCCUUGGUGAGAGUGCUCUGUCCAUCUUGUUAACUAAUCUCUUAGAUUCUUCUAAACAGCAGGUGGUGUCUGAUUAUGAGAUUCGUUUUCCAUCUCACUGUGAUGAUAUUGCUGCUAUAUUGUAUCAGUUGGUAGAAAAAAAGUUUCAGGAGCCAGGAAUGAAUGGUGUCUACCAGUGGUGUGGGUCAGAGCCUUUGACCAAGUAUGGAAUGACUAAGAUCAUCUCUGAAGUGUUCAACAUACCAAUGGACAACAUCACUGCUGACCCUACUCCAAGUCACACAGCUGCCCGCCCUCAUAACACACAGCUAUGUAGAGGGAGGCUAGAGUCCUUAGGCAUUGGUCAUCACACCCCUUUCCGAGCUGGAAUCCGUCGCAGUUUCUGCAAGUUUGUGCCAAACCAUGACCUUAGCUGACAAAUGAUGACCCUGACCUGUGGCUGUUUUCAGAAAUCUGGAUUUCCAUAUUGAAAUUUGUGUUUUUGCAUUUUGGAUCAAAAGUUCAAUAACUAGCAUCUAAUAAAAGCAGCUUUCUUAAUACCUCAGUUUCAAACCUUAAUUUAAUACUGUGGAGAAAUAUGUUCAGCAGUAUUGUUAUUAAGAAUGAAAAGAAAUGGAUAAAAUGUGUAAACAUCUGUUUCAUCUUUACAAAUAAUAAAAUCAUCUUGCUAGA